Lepus europaeus (European hare) is the source of this 4218-nucleotide messenger RNA. It is a transcript of the gene ETFDH, whose product is annotated as electron transfer flavoprotein dehydrogenase. The record is from RefSeq and is a predicted model, not a curated record. Gene Ontology annotation, biological process: electron transport chain. Lineage: Eukaryota; Metazoa; Chordata; Mammalia; Lagomorpha; Leporidae. Gene Ontology annotation, cellular component: mitochondrial inner membrane. Bases 178 to 2031 code for a protein of 617 amino acids. Gene Ontology annotation, molecular function: electron-transferring-flavoprotein dehydrogenase activity; iron-sulfur cluster binding. The transcript is spliced from 13 exons.
UGUGGCGCCGGCGCAGCAAGGGCGGUCGGCUGAGCCCGGAGGCGAACUUGAGUAGAGGCGCUGGUUCCUUCGGCCCGGGAUGACGCCCCCCGCGGCCUAGGGUCCCGCACGCGCGGCGAGCCGCCCGCAGUCGUCCGCCCGCUGUGUCCGGCCGCGAGUGCCACGGUCCCUGCGAACAUGCUGGCGCCGCCCGCCAGGCUCUGCUGCCCGGCAUUUCUGUGCAUUCAUGCCUUAAAAUUUAAGAAAAAUUGUCUACCUCUGUGUACCUCAAGAUGGACUUCAACUUCAGUUAUACCUCGAAUUACUACCCACUAUACUGUUUAUCCGCGGGAGAAGGACAAGAGAUGGGAAGGAGUGAACAUGGAGAGGUUUGCAGAGGAAGCGGACGUGGUCAUUGUCGGCGCGGGCCCUGCAGGCCUCUCUGCUGCUGUCCGUCUGAAGCAGCUAGCUGCUGAGCAUGAGAAGGACAUCCGGGUGUGUCUGGUGGAGAAAGCUGCUCAGCUGGGCGCCCACACUCUCUCAGGGGCUUGCCUGGAUCCAGGUGCUUUUAAAGAGCUCUUCCCAGACUGGAAGGAGAAAGGGGCUCCACUUAACACUCCUGUAACAGAAGACAGAUUUGGAAUUUUAACAGAGAAAUACAGAAUUCCUGUGCCGAUCCUUCCAGGUCUUCCAAUGAAUAAUCAUGGCAAUUAUAUUGUGCGCCUGGGACAUUUAGUGAGCUGGAUGGGAGAGCAAGCAGAAGCCCUUGGUGUUGAAGUAUAUCCUGGGUAUGCUGCUGCUGAGGUCCUUUUUCAUGAAGAUGGUAGUGUAAAAGGAAUUGCCACUAAUGAUGUAGGAAUACAAAAGGAUGGUGCACCAAAGACAACAUUUGAGCGAGGACUAGAGCUCCAUGCCAAAGUCACAAUUUUUGCAGAAGGUUGCCAUGGACAUCUAGCCAAGCAGCUUUACAAGAAGUUCGAUUUGAGGGCCAACUGUGAACCCCAAACCUAUGGGAUUGGACUGAAGGAGUUAUGGCUUAUUGAUGAAAAGAAGUGGCGGCCUGGGAGAGUGGAUCACACUGUCGGAUGGCCCUUGGACAGACACACUUACGGAGGCUCUUUCCUCUAUCAUUUAAAUGAAGGUGAACCUCUAGUGGCUCUUGGAUUUGUGGUUGGUCUGGACUACCAAAAUCCAUAUCUGAGUCCAUUUAGAGAAUUCCAGAGGUGGAAACACCAUCCCAGCAUUCAGCCAACACUGGAAGGUGGGAAAAGGAUUGCCUAUGGAGCCAGAGCUCUCAAUGAAGGUGGCCUUCAGUCUAUACCGAAGCUCACCUUUCCUGGUGGUUUACUGAUUGGUUGCAGCCCUGGUUUCAUGAAUGUUCCCAAGAUCAAAGGUAGCCACACGGCAAUGAAAAGUGGAAUUUUGGCAGCAGAAUCAAUUUUUAACCAACUAGCUACUGAAAAUCCCCAAUCAAAAACAAUAGGACUCCAUGUAACGGAGUAUGAGGACAACUUGAAGAAAUCGUGGGUAUGGAAAGAGUUGUACGCCGUCCGAAAUAUCAGGCCGUCCUGCCACGGAGUACUGGGUGUGUAUGGAGGGAUGAUUUACACUGGAAUAUUCUACUGGAUACUCCGAGGAAUGGAGCCGUGGACUCUAAAACACAAAGGUAGUGACUCCGACAGGCUCAAGCCAGCCAAGGACUGCACACCUAUUGAGUAUCCAAAACCUGAUGGACGGAUCAGUUUUGACCUCUUGUCGUCUGUGGCUCUGAGUGGUACUAAUCAUGAACAUGACCAGCCAGCACACUUAACCUUAAAGGAUGACAGCAUACCUGUAAACAGAAACCUGUCAAUAUAUGACGGGCCAGAGCAGCGAUUCUGCCCUGCAGGGGUUUAUGAAUUUGUGCCUUUGGAACAAGGUGAUGGAUUUCGGCUACAGAUAAACGCUCAGAACUGUGUGCACUGUAAGACGUGUGAUAUUAAAGACCCAAGUCAGAAUAUUAACUGGGUGGUACCUGAGGGUGGAGGAGGGCCUGCGUACAAUGGAAUGUAAACCACAACUGACUUCACAGCCGGUUCUGUACCGUGUAAGGCAAGUUAACUUUUAAAGGUUAACAGGUACCAAAAUAUAGCAUUAAUUGUCAGGAUGUUCACAAAAUAAUUACCAGUGAAAGAAAACUUUAUACCACCAUUUCUAGAAUUGUCCUAUAAAAAUUAUAAAUAUUUCCCUUAAAUAAAAUUCUGUAAAUGAUGCAGCAUCUACUUACCACUCUUCUGUCCUUUGAUUUAGUACUAACAGAAAAAUGCACUUUUGACCUUUACAGUUAACUUGCCAAACUGAAGUCUUAAAGUCCAAAAAGUAAUAAUAUAUAUUCUGGACCAGGGGUAAGCCUCAGCUCAUCCUUACUGUGAGUAUGGUCUUCCUGAGAUACAGCUGUGCUCACCGGUUGUCUCUGGCUAAAACUGCAGAGCUGAGAUGUGACAGACAAGCCUACAAGUGCAGUGCAGAAAAAGGCGGGGCCAAGAAUAUGCAGGUGGUUUAAAAAGUUCCUGGACAAAGUGAAACUCAGAGUGUAGUCUGGUGCAUAAACUUUUCCCAUAGUUUUUUUGUUUGUUUGUUUUAACAUGUAUUGCCCAUAAACUUUCUAAGGAACCCUCAUACAUAUUCUCUAUAAAACACCAGCACAAACCAACUACAACUACAGAUACCACAAAGAAUUGGAGGAAACCACAAAUGAGGGAAACACAAAAGCUCUCAUCUACUUACCCAGCAAAGUAUAUGUUUAGGAGUUUAAAAACUAUAUACCAUUAUUUGAAAAUGAAGACAGUAUUUUUAGAAAGCAACUUUACUGUAACACUUUUAUUAAGAGUAAACCUUUAUCAAUAUUCCUAAACUGUAAACAAUGGGAGCUGAAAUGUCACAGGAAACACAUUAGGGGUCACAUUAGGGACCCUCACAUUUGCUUAAUGCCUUGAUAUAACCAAUGCAGACUGGUUAAGCAAACAUUUUUGCAUAUACCGCCUUCUCUUUGUCUUUCUGUGCCUUUAUCUUUUGUUUGACUUUCAGCAGUUCUGCCUGGAUAGCUGCAAAAUAAAUAUGCAGUGAGUUAUUUCUCAAAAUAUCCAGCAAGUUAGGGUGAAACUAGCUCCCCCUUGAUAACACCUCUUAAGAACAAUCGUCAGAACUAGGAAGAGCUAGAAGCUGUCAGCUGAGGGACACCAUUACGUAAACAGGCCCUCUCCACCAGGGAGAGCACGACUGCCUCUCUUGUUCUAAUUCAGCAAGACAAGACCAAGGUUUGCUUUUCCAUAUGCAGACCUUAUGCUCCUACUCAUACGUGGCCGGUUUUUUUAAAAACGACUUUUUGUCAAAGUGUCCCUAAAUCAUGUAUCAGUAGCUACAUGUACGUUACAGUACAUUCGGCUCAAAUCUAUCAGUGUUGAGUUUUCAACUGGAAUCACAGCAACAGGAACCAGGUCUCAGAUGGUAAAGCAGGGCAAACAGUAUUCAGCUACACGAAAAACUAGCACAUUUUGAGGAACUAGAAUGUAAGCCCCUUGAGGGCAGGGACCUUGGCUGUCUUGUUCAUUGCCAUAUGAUCAAUGCCUAGCCCAAUUACAGACAUUCUGUAAUACCAAUUGAACAAAUAAAUCAGAUCUGGCACAGUGUACAGUGGCUCAUGAAGAUCAACUUUUAAAGGGCAAAAUGAAUGUUUACUACAAAAAAUGCCAACCUACCUUUAUCUUCUGGCGCUAUCUCCUGAGCUUUCUUAAGAUCAGCCUGUAAUGGGAAAAAAUUUAAGGAAAAAUUGGGUCUAUAAUUUAUAAAGGUAGCUGUUUAAAAAAAAACUUGAACACGUAGAACAGAAUUUACCAAAGCUUCAUCAUAUUCCUUUAAGCCUUGCCAUCCUUGAGCUUUGCGGUACAGGGCCUUGGUAUUCGAUGGGUCUAUUUCAAGAGCCUGCAAAAAAGUCAUAAAACUGGUAUUUACAGCUGAGUAUUACAUUUAUGUGCCAAAUCGCAAUUUAUUGUCUGUUGGAUCUGCAAACUAAACAGCUCUCCUUUGCCAGCAGGUUCAGUACUAAACUUCGUCAGCAGAGGGCACUAAAUGGACAUGGAAGAGAAAGACUGCGCUUUUGCAGGCUGUAGUGUGCUCCUCUCAGUACUGUAGUUUCUAUCAGAACUCGGCCCUAAUGUGUUUAUGAAAAAAUCAUAAUAAAUAAGAAUCUGUAUCGAGUCA